Messenger RNA from Bursaphelenchus xylophilus (pine wood nematode), 2518 nucleotides. The record is from the annotation of a GenBank genome assembly. NCBI's taxonomy places the organism in Eukaryota, Metazoa, Nematoda, Chromadorea, Rhabditida, Aphelenchoididae.
AUGACAAGUGUAAGGUAAUCUUUUCUCGAUUUUUCUUUGUUUUUAGAAAGGUUGUCCGUAUAUACAGAGAAAAAUGACUCUGCAAUUGAUAAAUAAGGUAAUUUGGCUUUAUUUUAUGCUUGUUUGAAUGUGAAAUAGCAGGUAACAGCAAUAUUUCGUUACUAGGGAGCUAAAACAAUCUUAUAAUAUUGGCGUUGUUUCUACGAUUUUUUCUGCCAAUUCUAAUCUUUACUUCCUUUUAGCACGGACAGUGACAUUCACAACCCUCGGGCCCGUCACCACGCCCGCCACCUCUUCCACCUCCAUUGUGGCCACUUGCACCGUCUUCAUCAAUGUGCCAAGGGUUUCCUCUUGCAUGAUAAGGUUUAUAACUGUCCUCAGCCGAUGAACUCACUGAUGGACUUGGAACUGUUGAAAAGAUACUAGCAGGUAAACCCGUCUACCUUGGUGAAAAAGAAAUGAUAACGCCAAUACUGUCAAGAAUAAGGUAAGAUAUUUUGAUCAUGAUUUUUUCGGGUUUUAGGUAAUAUUGUGCAAGAUAAUCCAAGAAGAAUUUAUAAGAUUACUAAAAUAGCGUUUUGCAGAUUGGUUUAUUUACCUAUCUUUGCAAUUGUAAUAUUAUUCUUCGUGCAAUUCCCGAUAAAUCCUAGUAAACGUCAAAUUUGUCAAUAGAUGAGAAGAGGAAAAUUUUAUUAAUAAUACAACCAUUUCUUCAUUCGGGGUUUAGGAAUCAAGAGUAUAAUGUAAUUUCGAAAUCUAAUUUCAAUUAUUCUUCCAGAUUUUUCUCAUUUCAGUCUCUUCACAGUCCGAUGACCGGCGGAUCCAAGCCGACUCCGGCUGCUUCGCCAGCCAAGUUGCAAAGUUCGAAGCAAGACAUCCUUUCAAAGGGGCCAGUCCAGCCGAAACCCGCCGGAUCAGCCAGAGCUUUGCCGACUAAACCACCUCUCAAGGAGAAUGCUGCCGGUCUGAAGACAGCUAGAGGUGCGUUGCAGUCUUUCUGCGCGGCAUUUCAUUUCAGGCAGAGUUCAUUUUUAGGAGACUAAAUUCGAUUGUUUUUUCAGCUUCCUCUACCCCUCGAUCUCCACGAACGCCACAUGAAAAGAAGGCGAAAGUAGUCGACGAAAACAACAACAAGAAAGUGGCGAUGGAGAGGAACAAGGAGAAAUUCAAGGAGGCCAGAGCUAAAGCGAGAAUGGGAAUCAAAUCUCCAGGAGAGUCACCUCCUGAGUUGCCAACGAAGGUUGAGCCGGUGAAGGAGAAAUCAACUAAAGGUAUGCAUAUGAUGAAUAUGAGAGUUGUCGAAAAUUGACGGCAAUAAACGGGUGUUCGAGCCAAUGGGUUAUUGCGGAAUGCCAACAUUUUUUUGCAUUUAAAGUUUGCGUGUGAAGUGCAAUUAUCGACUUGACUGCUUCUGGAACACCCUGUAACUUCUUUAGAGCGCCAUUCAGAAUGAUGUUUGUUUCAAUACAUUUAUUUAUUUUUAGCAAAUCCAUUUAAAAAUGCGGACAUUGAUUGUGCAGAUGUGGUGGAGCUGGAAGGCGGAUGCGACACCUCGAGAAUUGAAGGGGACUUGACAUCUUCUGACGUAAUUUCGGAUUCCAACGAGCAUUCGAUGGAUCCUCGCUCACCACCGGAACGUUAUUUUAGUCCUGAAAGAGAAAAAAAUCCAGUUCGACGAUGCUUUUAUUUCGAUAAAACUGGCGCCAGAAAUGAGAGAGUAAGACUUUUUUGUGAUUGAGUGACUAGAUGUAGUGCGGAUAGGUCUUUACAUUUUGAACAACCUAAUGCGUUCGGUUGUUUAACGGAUAUUGUUUUAGGUAGAUAUUGAUGAUGAUAUUUAUGAUGAAGUUGAAUUCUCAUCUUCUCAAACUGUAUAUCCAGCUAAAUUGGAACGUCAAAGAACUCAUGCCAAGGUCAUACGGUAGGUUGUUGUGGUGUUUAUAUUUAAAAAUGUUGUUUUAGUUCAAGGGCGGAUCAAUGGAGGCGAUACGGAGCUCUGCUGCAGAUAUACAGCAUUGGUGGACAUAUACAACUGCAUAAUCGAAAAAGCGAAGGAAAGAAGACAGCAUUUAUCAAGGCGGGAACGAAACCUCCAACUCCACCGAGUGAGUAAAAUUGUUGGCUUUUUUUGAACCUUUAGACAAGUUUAUAUGGCAACUUGCGCCCGAGGGUCCUUCAUUUUAAAAGCGGCUGUAAAAGAUGGAUUUAGAGUGGGAUGUUCUGAUAUUUCAGGCUGAAAAUUGUUGUCUCUGCAACAUUCGGCCAACAUUAAAAACUGAAUUUUAUUUGAUUUUUUGCAGAAGAACCCCCAAUCACAACGUUAGAGGAGUUUUUCGCACGUACGAUUCCAAAAUGCUCGUCGAGUAUUAGCAAAGAGCCUGAUGACCCCUUCGAAAACACCUCCCCAGAUGCCCUCACGGAUCAAGACAACAAAAAUGGGAAGAAAGAAAAGAAAGAUGCCAAAAAGGAACAAAAAGAUGCCAAGCCUGAUAAGAAAGAUAAUCCAAAGGUCAAAUAA